Tetrahymena thermophila SB210 is the source of this 474-nucleotide messenger RNA. RefSeq lists its product as hypothetical. The record is from RefSeq and is a predicted model, not a curated record. Lineage: Eukaryota; Ciliophora; Oligohymenophorea; Hymenostomatida; Tetrahymenidae. The transcript has a single exon.
AUGAGUUAGCAAAAUUUAAAUGAAAAUAAUCCAAAUAUAUGUCCUAUAUGCUUUCAAGAUGUAAUUGAAUCUAGAAGAUGCUUAGGAUGUAAAAAUCAAUUCUGCAAACUAUGCGUAUUACAGUGGAAGCAAACAAAAGACAUUUGCCCAUUAAAAUGCAAUCCAAACAAAUGGCUUAUAGAUUUAGAUGAUAUUAAUGAAAAAAAUAGUGAUGGUUUUAUUGUUUGCCCGUUUGAUAAAAAUAUAGGAAAUAUGAAUUGUAGAUCAUGUAAAAAACCUUUGAAUUUUAGUAAAAUAGAACACCAAGCCAAAUAUAAGUGUAAAAAUUGUUAAUCUACUUUAGAAUACUUUCUAAGUAAUUAUACAGGCCAUGAAGAUUGUAAAUAAUUAUAUUCGUAUAUUUACUACUAUUACUGUAGAAACUGUGAUCUAAAAAUUUGUUCAUGCAUAGAAAAAGAAAAUGAUUUUUAAUGA